This is a messenger RNA of Pelobates fuscus (common spadefoot toad), 2355 nucleotides long. It is a transcript of the gene RPAP2, whose product is annotated as RNA polymerase II associated protein 2. The transcript is spliced from 12 exons. Gene Ontology annotation, cellular component: nucleus; cytoplasm. The coding region runs from base 7 to 1935 and encodes 642 amino acids. Lineage: Eukaryota; Metazoa; Chordata; Amphibia; Anura; Pelobatidae. Gene Ontology annotation, molecular function: RNA polymerase core enzyme binding; RNA polymerase II CTD heptapeptide repeat phosphatase activity. The record is from RefSeq and is a predicted model, not a curated record.
GAGCUCAUGUCUCAUCUGCUGGUUCAGUCUGAUGUGGCUGGCAAAGGGUACAUUGCUCCAGACAUGGCAGAGAGGAGGAGAAGUUCGGCUAAAUCACCCAAGUCUGCCAAGAAGAGUUCAGGCAAGUCCCCAAGCAGCGACUUGAACAGUGAAGAGGCUGCCAAGAGGAGAGCUGCCUUGGAAAAUGCUAUUAGGCGCAAGAUUGAAAGAGAAAAGAAGGCUCUGCAAAUCGUUGAACGUCUCCUUGAGGAUGAUGUUACAGAAGAUUUUCUGCUGGACUGUGCUAGGUUUAUUUCAUCCGCUCAUUAUAAGGAUGCAGUGGAAGAAAGAUUUAUUGUCAAGUUAUGUGGCUAUCCCAUAUGCAAAAACAAGCUUGAAAAAGUGCUAAAGCAAAAGUAUUGGAUUUCUACAAAAUCAAAUAAAGUUUAUGACAUCACAGAACGAAAGUGCUUUUGUAGCAACUUUUGUUUUCGAGCAUCCAAGUAUUAUGAAGCCCAGAUUCCCCAGAGCCCAAUCUGGACAAGGGAAGAAGAGAGCCCUCCAGAUAUUAAACUCCUACGAGAAGGAAAGAGUGGCUGGUCUGGAAUGGAAGUCAAAUUUUCUGAAAAACUCAUCAAAACUUCAGAAAUAGAGAAAGUCACAUCAUUGGAGGAAAAUGACCGUGCCAAAUAUGCAGACCGCAAUAAUGAGGUCACAGAACCGGAACCUGCUUUUGUAUCCUCAAUUAUUUCAGUAGAUGGUCUCAGCCAUGAUCACACGGAAACACCUGAUCAAAAUAGGGUUCAGUCAGAUGAGACUGUAAAGACACCUAAUUCCAAUGGCCCAAGUAAGGUCUUGACAGAAGUGACUGAAAAGUUAAAUCUUUGCCAUUUAGGUGAUUGUGACGGCAACCUGCCAAAGAAUGAACCAAGUGACUCUCCCGUCCUUUCUCAUGAAACGGUCCUUGCAGAAAAUGCAGAGAAGUCCCCAGAGAGUAGUGAAAUAGAGAUUUUUGAUAUAACACAAAGAGCAGUCAGCAAAAGAGGAGCCGAACAACUACGAAAAUUAAUCUGCAGUUCUAGCCAUUACCAGUCUGCUCAGAGAAAUCAAAUUCCUGUUGUUGCUGCAAAAGGAACUGUGUUGGAGGUACUUACACAGACAUUAAAUGAGUGGAAAACUGAGGAAACCUUGAAAUUUCUUCAUGGGUCAAACUAUAUGGUGGAAUUUGAACCUCCCAAGAAAGACUUACGGAAUGGGAAAGAUAGUGUGGAGGAAUUAGAUGAAGAUGACUUGAGCCUGGACACAAAUGACCUUGAAAAUAAUUUUGAAAUAUCCGGUGGGAAAAGUAAAAACAGUUUAGAUGAAUGUUUACCUUCAUAUAGUGAUCGCAAGGUAGAGAAACCAGCCCCGCAUUAUGCAAAGCUUCAAGAAGAGACAGAAAUAUUAAACCUUAAAGUUCGAGAGUUUUUUCGGGGAAAUUACAUGUUGCCAGAAGAAGUGGAGCAAGGAUAUCAUGACGUAGAAAAGACUUCUACAAAUCCAAAGAGUGACACAUCUUGGGUUCCGGCUCUUCCUCUUGUUGAUUCUUGUUCUCAACAACAAAUUCGUAGACGUAUAGUGCUAGAAAAACUUAAAAAAGUACUGCCAGCUGUCUUGUUACCCCUUCAAAUAACAUACAGCAACGUAUCCAAGGAGCUGCACAGUCUUGUCAAAACCUUGCAAUUUACUAAUCAGAACAUUACCCAUACCAUGCUGGAAUGGUCCAUAAUCGCUAUUGUCCUCUUAUCUGCAUUGCUACCCACAAUGGCUGAACAUAAGGAUUGCCAGAAGAAUUCCGGAUAUACACAGUUCAUUUCCAAGUUUUUAGAAGAAUUGCAUUUUGAAAGACAAGACCUGGAAUUCUUAAAACAUAAAUUUGCAAGCAACACAAUGACACGUCAGGUCAUGCACCAGUAGCAAAAUGUGUAGAUAUAUUUUUUUUAAAUUAGGUUUCAGUGAUGGCCAGUAGAGCUCUGGGCAAAACUGCCUAAUGCUAUUCAGCGGUUUAUUUUUUCCCAAGAUUGGGUGGCUUUGGAGACACAUUAUCUAAGCGGGUGCAGAGAGGCCUGCCAGGGGUUGCCCCUGUUUUUGUUUGAAAGAAAAAAGGGGAAUGGCAAACAAUGACUAAUUGCACUAUAACCACUAAAGUAAGCUGUUGCGUUUAUGGUGGUAGUAAUGUCCCCUGUACUAUGCUUGCUUUGUAUCUUUCAAUCACCAGCACAUUUAAUUUGUAUUCUACUUAUAUUAUACUUGCUUAAGUGAUUGCAUAAAUCGCAGAACUACAACUUUUCGAAGACUCCACUAUUUUGGUAAUACGGAGUACUGAGUCUUUUUUUA